Molecule: messenger RNA, 704 nt
Organism: Paramacrobiotus metropolitanus
Lineage: Eukaryota; Metazoa; Tardigrada; Eutardigrada; Parachela; Macrobiotidae
Product: 3-hydroxyacyl-CoA dehydrogenase type-2-like
Exons: 2
Coding region: 368-664 (98 amino acids)
Biological process (GO): estrogen metabolic process; fatty acid metabolic process; androgen metabolic process
Cellular component (GO): mitochondrion
Molecular function (GO): estradiol 17-beta-dehydrogenase [NAD(P)+] activity
Source: RefSeq, a predicted model, not a curated record
UUCGAUGCGGGUCUAUAGUAUGUGUGUGUAUUUGUACAUUCAACCGACAGGCACACCUGGACGAAAUUUGAAGGUGCUGCGUCUGCCGCUGUCUGGAUACAUCGAUCGGUCUCUGCUUAUGGUUUACAUUGAUCGAUGCUGCACCGGAAACGCUGUAUUUGGGUUUGCAAAGCAGCUUAUACAGCGGGUAAAGAAGCCCAGUGAAUUACAUCCAAGAAGCCCGUUGGUGUACGUUCUUGCCAGUUUUACGGAGUGCGAGUGGGCACCUUAGUAGAGGGACUUGUUUUAUUACCUCUGCCGGGGAUCCGCAACACGGUAAUCAACACGGUAAUACAGCUGCGCAGGCCUGUUAACGGAAGCGCUAAUCAUGACGGACGAAGCCGCAAAACGCGGACAUAAAAUGUUCACAUCGAUGCAGGAUGCCAUCGCUCUGGUAACGGGAGGUCCAUCGGGAAUUGGACAGGCUUGCGCCGCCCGGCUAGCCGAUCAGGGAGCACGCGUCGUCAUCGUGGAUGUCCAUUCCUCUCCCGGUCAUAGCAGCAUCGCUACGAAACACAAGAACCAUGUCGAAUUUGUUGUUGCUGAUGUAAGCCACGUAAUGUUUCCCUUGACCGUCAAUAUUAUGUCAGAGUUAGUGUAUCUGACAGGUGAAAAUCUAAUGUAGUGUUUUUGCCUGCACUAGAAGUGUAAUAUGUUUUUGUAUA